AUAGUCGAAGAUUAAAGUGGAAUUUGCGUUAAACGUCGUCUGCAAGUUUGCUAUAACAUUUUUGACAUAUAUAAAUCGUAUAUGUCAAACUGACAGUAGCGGUUUUUAAACAAAAUUAAUUGUCACAAAGUGUUAAAAAAUCAAGAUACACCAUUUGGAGAAAAAUGUCAAAAAUCGAAGAAGGAAAUGCUCACAUACGACAGGCAGAGAAAAGCCUAAAAACAACUUUAUUAAAAUGGAGACCAGAUUACGAAGUUGCAGCUGAUGAAUAUAAUCACGCAGCAACAUGCUUUCGUAUUGUCAAAUCAUAUCAACAAUGCAAAGAUUGUUUAAUGAAAGCAGCUGACUGUUAUAAACAAAACAGAUCAUGGUUUCAUGCAGCCAAAAGCUUUGAACAGGCUCUACUAAUUUGUAAGGAAAUGGGAACUCUUUCAGAAGUUCCAAAGCUUGCACAUUCGGCAUGUUCUUUAUAUCAACAACAUGGAUCUCCAGAAUCAGGAGCAACUGUUUUGGAUAAAGGAGCAAAAUUAAUAGAAGCUACAGAUCCUGAAAUGGCCUUAGAAUUAUAUAAACGAGCAGCUGAUGUUGUUAUGGGAGAAGAUAGUCCACGACAAGCAGCUGAAUAUAUGAGUAAAGCAGCAAGAAUUUUGGUGAAAUUAAAAAUGUACGAUCAAGCAACAGAUGCUAUUCGAAGAGAAAUAGGAAUGCAUCAACAAAUUGAUCAUAUGCCUUCAAUAGGAAGAUUAGCUGUUGUAUUAGUUCUUGUGCAACUUGCACGAGGUGAUCAAGUUGCAGCGGAAAAAGCCUUUAAGGAAUGGGGAAAUUGCUGUGAUGUUCCCGAAAUACAAACUUUGGAAAUGUUAUUACAAGCCUAUGACAAUGAAGAUGCUGACGCAGCAAGAGCAGCAUUAAAUAGUCCCUUUAUUAAACAUAUGGAUGUAGAAUAUGCAAAAUUAGCGAGAGGACUACCAUUACCACAACAAGAAUACGCUGUACCACCAGCAGGAAUUCGUGCAAAUGCUGCGGAAUCUUAUAUUUCACCUAACGCCAGUAAACUAACAGGACAAGCAACUGUCGAAGCAGAAGUCAAUCAAGAAAAUCAAGAAACCACAAAAGAGAACGUAAAUGAAUCAGAAAUUAAAGAAACAAGUUCUGCGCCAAUUCCUUCAGAACCGGUAAAUCAAGACGAAGAUGAAGAGUACGAAGGAGGAUUAUGUUGAUCAGCUUUACAAAAUACUAUAGCUCACAAUUUAUCUUUAAAAAUCUAUUGGCAUUCUCUCUGUAGAAAAAUCAUCCUUUUAUGUUUAAUUAAAAAAUUGUUUUUUUAAAUGACAUAAUUAUAAAAAAUAAUAUAUAAAAAAACAGAAUUUUUUGACAAAAAACUUAAA
Molecule: messenger RNA, 1388 nt
Organism: Leptopilina boulardi
Lineage: Eukaryota; Metazoa; Arthropoda; Insecta; Hymenoptera; Figitidae
Product: gamma-soluble NSF attachment protein-like
Exons: 8
Coding region: 165-1220 (351 amino acids)
Biological process (GO): intracellular protein transport
Cellular component (GO): vacuolar membrane; SNARE complex
Molecular function (GO): soluble NSF attachment protein activity; syntaxin binding
Source: RefSeq, a predicted model, not a curated record